Messenger RNA from Paramuricea clavata, 3191 nucleotides. The record is from the annotation of a GenBank genome assembly. NCBI's taxonomy places the organism in Eukaryota, Metazoa, Cnidaria, Anthozoa, Malacalcyonacea, Plexauridae.
AUGUCAUACAUUCUCCACCAAACUUUAUUUACUCCAGUGCAGAACGCGCUACGAGCAUUUCUUGCGGCACUGAAGGAUGACUGUAGUCUCCUACAUCAACGUACAGCGUCGAUCGUUGUAGAUGAAUCACACACUGUGGAAACGUGGACAGGGAAAAGGUAAAAGUACAAACUCGAGAUUUCGAGUUUGAAUAGAAUGAUAUUUAAGAAUGAUGCACAAACAAAAUAAAUGUAUAUUAAAAUAUUGAAAGUUCGAGAUUCAGUGGUCUGUCGUAUAAAUUGCUACAGUUUUAACCAGAGUUUUAACAAAACAAUAUAAUAAAAUUGUAAUUAUAAUUGGCUCUGAAUCGAAUUGUAAUUUGGAAAGUUACCCGGCGUGACAUACUUCAUGGGAAGAUGUUUAAAAAAUGUUUAUUUUGCAACAAAUGCCAUUAUUAAUCAUGAUUUUUUCUGUGUUGGUGUAAUGUAUUCAGGUGAGUACGAUGCUUGUGAUGUUACCCUGAGUGUAUAUCCACACCGGGCAAGCUUGAAAAAAUAUGCCUGACCACGGUGGGAAUCGAACCUACGACCUUUGGAAUACUAGCCCAAUGCUCUGCCAACUGAACUACGCGGUCGGGUUAUUUUUCAAGCUUGCCCGGUGUGGAUAUACACUCAGAGUAACAUCACACAUAGACGGAUUUUUGAAGUGCUACCCCCAACAUUAGCUAUAACCCCCCAACAAAAUGUCCCCCACUCCAAAAAAAUAUUCAACCCCCCCUCCUCAAUAUUCGGCAUAAUAAAAAAUAAUUAAAUAGUCCACUCCAACGUGCAGAGUGUUGAUGUGCAAUUACAGUGCAAUAUUCCGAAACUAAUCUCUCCUCGCUUGCAUUCACUGGUUUAUUGGAGCAAUUGUAAAGUUUUGAAACUCUAUUAUCUCCCCUGAAUAGAGUUUGCAGUCAUGCGAAUAGCUUGCGUGCAAGGAACAUUUGGAAUUUUUACGAACAUUAUUUUUAGUUUUCAAUUCUUUUAGGAAAUAGACUUGCCUAGAUUUAAUCUUUACACCCCAAAUAUUAUUUACAUCAGAGUUGCAUUAUAAAUUGUACUCAGAUUCAAACGACACAAUGUUGAUGACUUUAUAAAAGUAAAAGCAUAUUGUGUAUUUGCCUACUGGGUUUACAAUUUUACAGGUUCAUUUAACUUUAACUCUCUCAAGUCUCAACAGACAAUCGGACAUGCCAAAUCCAUUGAUAUCUGAACUUCAAAAAACUUUUUUUCGAAGCUAGAAAUCAUGAUUUUUUUUCAAAUUUUUCCAGGGAUACUUUGUUUUCUGCUCUCUAGACUCUGCUCCACCCCUAGAAUAUAGACCUUACUGGAGUUUGGUGACACUUUGUGUUGCUUCAGUCGCCUGCUCACGGCUCACCCCCCUAAAAUUUCUGGCACCACCCCAGUAAAGAAUAUGAAAAUCUGUCUAUGACAUCACAAGCAAUAUCAUAUUCAUCUGAGUACAUUACACCAACACAGAAAAAAAUCAUGAUUAUUAUAUUGAUAUUGAAGGAAGUAGAUUCUGUUCCGAAAUAUCACAUACUCGAACCGACCAGACCGCGUAGCUCAGUUGGUAGAGCAUUUGGCUAGUAUUCCAAAGGUCGUAGGUUCGAUUCCCACCAUGGUCAGGCAUAUUUUUCAAGCUUGCCCGGUGUGGAUAUACUGUACAUUCAGAGUAACAUCACAAUCAUCAAUUAAAUCAUGCAUAUUAUGUGUAAAUUUUAGGAAAAAUAAAUGUAAGAAAGCAAAUAUGAACAAGGCAUUUAGAAGCGCUUUUGGAAAACUCUCACUUCUGCGUUCGAUGUGCAAAAAAGGUAAGCAAUUUUACCAAAUUAUUUUAUUCUCUUCAGCAAGUCAUCUGUCCCAGAAGUUCAAAACACUGAAACAUAUUCCCAUGCAGUAUUAAAGUAAUUACUGUAUGAUUAGUAGAAACAUUGAACACAUAAUUUAGUUAAGCAAAUGCUUGGGAAAUGAUGCCACAUGCUGUUUGUUAAUUUUGUGAUGAUGAUGUGGGAUGAGAAAAAGUUUCAUCCUUUCGAUACAAGCCGACUCAAACAAUGUACCAUUUGAAUGCAGAAAAAGUUUAUUGUUUCAUGCAUACACGGAGUCUGGUUGGUGUGAAUUAAUACACCAUUAUUUAUAUAUUUAUUUUAGAUUGUCCCUUGUUGGCUUUAACUGGAACUGCAGACAAAAGCACUCAAGAUACUAUUUGCAAUGAACUUCUGUUAAAGGAGCCAACCAAAUUCUUUGUAAGUCCAAACCGUCCAAAUCUUAGAUUUUGUGUGCAUAAAGUGAAAAAGGAUGACAUGCUUGCCCAAUUGGAUUGGUUAAAGAGACUCUUUAGUUCCCUGAAAGGUGAUGGAACAAAGAGGAUUGCUAUUGCAACUACUUCACUAAGUAUAUGGGUGUAAACUUCCCGAAUAUCCGUUAUGUAAUUAUGUUUGGGCUACCAAGAAGUCUUUUAGAUUUACAUCAUCAAGCAGGUCGUGGUGGAAGAGAUGGAUUGCAGAGUGAUGUUGUGAUUGUUUUUUUUAUGGUCAACAAGUUUCCCAUUGUGACGAUGAUGUAAGACAAUUUGUCAAUACAACUGGCUGUUAUCGGAUUGCAGGUUAUGUAGCUUUUGAUACACACAUUACUGCCCUAUUGCCUGCACACCUGUGCUGUAAUUAUUGUGCUGGAACUUGUACUUGUAUUUCUGAUGGAUGUGCUGAACCAACAAAACCUUUUGAGACACUGGCUGUUAAAAAGAUCUUUCAGAAUCAUCAGUCCAGAAUAGUUUCUGAUGAAGACAAACAUUUGUUGUCAGAAUCAUUGCAAGAGCUAAUGAAAGGUAUGUUUGCUCCCACAAUGUCACCAUUUGGCAUUACUUCUAGCCAUGGUUUCUCACAAGAACUUAUAUCUGAUGUUGAAUCCAACUAUCACUGCAUUUUCACAGAAGAUGACAUUUAUCAUCUUGUACCUAUCUUUUCAAAAACCCAUGUCACCAAGAUCCUAGGCAUAUUUAGUGAAAUAUUUGACGACAUUGAUGAGUGUGCACUUAUAUGUGAAGUGGCUGUUGACCAACAGCAAACAAUAAACCAUCUUACAAUGUUAAAUGAGUUCAUUAGCACAACUGGUUAUCUUGAAGUGGAUCCUGAAUUUGAGGAUCUGGAUAUUUUAAGUGAUGAAUGA